Messenger RNA from Pyricularia pennisetigena, 2703 nucleotides. RefSeq lists its product as uncharacterized. Lineage: Eukaryota; Fungi; Ascomycota; Sordariomycetes; Magnaporthales; Pyriculariaceae. Gene Ontology annotation, molecular function: shikimate 3-dehydrogenase (NADP+) activity; 3-phosphoshikimate 1-carboxyvinyltransferase activity; 3-dehydroquinate dehydratase activity. The record is from RefSeq and is a predicted model, not a curated record. The transcript has a single exon. Bases 1 to 2703 code for a protein of 900 amino acids. Gene Ontology annotation, biological process: chorismate biosynthetic process.
AUGUCGCUGGCCAAGCGACCAUUCGCCGAGGUGGACGACAGCGGGGAUCACCGGCAUGAGACUUUACGGCAGCGCCAAACCCCGCCUCAACCAUCUUCCGAUUGCCGGGGCCGGUGGUCCGUCGACUCGGACGAGUUUCCAGAUUCUCUGUCGCCAUGGUACGAUGACGGAACACCACCGCAAGCCUUUGAGGCCGAUGCCUCGAUUGUGCUUGUCGGCAUCCGAGGUGCCGGCAAGUCGACUCUUGCCAUCAUUGCCUCUACCGCCAUGAACAGACGUGUUGUCGAUUGCGAGAAGGCAUUCCAACAAGCGACGAACUUUUCUAGUCCCGUCUUCAAAAGACUAUAUGGGCCACUUGAGUGUCGGCGGCGGCAAACCGAUGUAUUGCGCGACACGCUGGCGAACAACUGCAGAGGAUGCAUCAUUGUCUGCUCAUGGGUGGAGAAGAAUAUUCGUCGUCUACUGCGGGAUUUCUGUCGCACAAAUCCUGUUGUGCACAUCCUCCGCGAGAGCGAUGUUGUCCAGAGACACCUCAAGAUCGAGGAUGAAGCCAAGGCUAGCAACCUGAUAGCCUUGAGCACCUCUCUGUUUCGUGGGUGCAGCAACUUUGAAUUCUUCAACCUGUCCGAGAACCUCUCUCGACAUGUCGACUCCCAGACAGACAAUGCCAUCAGCAAACCGCGAAGUCCUGCGCCAUAUCUCACGUUGAAGAGAGCAGAAAGGCACUUUCUCAAGUUUUUGACCCUGGUAAUGCCUGCUGGAAGCAUACCAUUCAUCGAAUCUGCCUUUCCUCUGGCUUCUGUUCCUACGCAUGAAAGAAAGUUUACAUAUGCGCUUUCUGUCACACUUUCAAGCCUGUUGGCUCGUGAGAUAGAUACUGAAGAGAUGGAAAUAGGAGCCGAUGCGAUUGAGAUUGUCGUUGACGAUUUGGUCUGCGGCUCUAGUGAAGUGAGUUCAUUGACUCCGGAGAGAGCAGCACUCAUCACCAACGCCCUUGGAUCUAUCCGGCGCAACACCGUCAUACCAUUGAUUUAUCAUGUGUUGAAUCCGGGGAAUGGUCCAUCGCGCCCGUUUUCAAACAACCCAGAGGCCGUAUAUGUGGACUAUGUUCUACAUGGCCUGAGACUUGCUCCCGAGUUUGUCACGGUGGACAUGCAGCUCAACGAACCCAUUUUCAAACAGGUGGCAUCGUUGAGGCGAAAUUCCAAGGUCAUCGCUCAUCGCGCCCCUGUACCGGCUUUACCGUGGGACAGUCCGGACUGGCUCCGGUAUUAUGAGGAAGCUAGGAAGUUCGACUGCGACUUGGUUCGUCUCGUCAAGCCGGCGUAUGAUAUGCAAGACAACUUUGACGUGCAACGCUUCAGAGCGUCCGUUGAUCUCCUUGGCGAGCCCCGUAUACCAAUCAUUGCUUACAAUACGGGCCGCCUUGGUCGACACUCGACAUGCUUCAAUCCUAUCCUGUCUCCGAUCACGACUACAACCGGCUCCGGAGAUUUUACAAGGAUGGAGUCUUGUCAUGAUCCCCAGUUGACAGCCAUCGAUGGGAUCAAAGCCUUGUAUUCAUCAUUUGUCUACGAUGCAAUGAAGCUGUAUGUUUUUGGUGCAAACGUAUCGUACAGUUUGUCUCCAACAAUGCACAACGCCGCGCUGGCAGCCUACGGCAUCCAACACAUAUACAGACCCUAUUCGACCCCAACCCUUGGUGGUCUCAAGGGUCUUGUGGAUGAUCCUUUCUUUGCGGGAGCUUCCGUUGGUCUGCCAUUCAAGGUUGAAAUAAUCACCAUCACCGACAGCCUGAGCAGGCACGCCCGCGCAAUAGGGGCCUGCAACACCCUCAUCCCUAUUCGACAUUUGAACUCUGAUGGCAGCGUGCCAGAUGAUCCAACUCUACUGUUCAACAGUCGGAACAGAGCCGGGCCCAUCAAAGCUCUGUACGGCGAAAAUACGGACUGGAUCGGCAUCAGGGCCUGCAUUCGUCGGGGCCUAUCUCCGGCCAAUGCCGUCCGUCCAGCAAGCUGCGGUCUGGUCAUCGGAGCCGGUGGCAUGGCUCGAGCAGCAGUUUAUGCCAUGCUUCAGCUUGGGGUCAAGAAUAUCGUCAUAUAUAACCGCACCGUUGCCAAUGCCGAGAAACUUGCCCGUCAUUUCCGCCACCUGCUAUCCAAGGGCGAUCUGCCCCAGCUCGAUAACACCAGUACAGUGAACAUUUCACAUUCGAGUCGAUCCAGCGGCACCUCGUCACCGGCAACAACGCCGCGCUGUACAGAUGCAAGAUUUCACAUUAUUCGUUCGCUAGAUGAUCCGGCUAGCCAAGAAUGGCCACCAGGCUUUACGUUGCCCACCAUGAUCGUAUCAUGCAUCCCGACGCACGAGGUGAACAAUACGCCUCCGCCAAGCUACACUCUCCCGCCGGCAUGGCUCGCCAGCCCCACGGGAGGAGUUUUUUUCGAGCUCGAAUACAAAACGCUCGACUCGCCGCUUCAUGCACAAUUCCGACGCGAAGCACACAGGGGAUGGGUAGUCAUGGAUGGAUUGGAUCUACUUCCAGAGCAGGGGUUUGCGCAGUUUGAACUAUUUACAGGUCGGAGGGCCCCGAGAAGACUAAUGAGGAGGGUUGCGCUGCGAGCCUGGAGCGAGGAGCUUGGGAGAUCGGGGCCUCUCCAGCUGGAGCCCAGGCUGAGGAACAUUGUAGAGCAGGAGCCUUGA